Molecule: messenger RNA, 198 nt
Organism: Loa loa (African eye worm)
Lineage: Eukaryota; Metazoa; Nematoda; Chromadorea; Rhabditida; Onchocercidae
Exons: 1
Source: RefSeq, a predicted model, not a curated record
AUGUCCGGAAAUUAUCCUACUCUGGCUGCAGAAAUGCUACAGCAAAGAAAUGAUGUAAUAGCUAGGAGGGAUUCUCGUCUUGGGCAAUUACUGGUAGCACCUUGUAAGACUAAUGGAAUCACACUCAAAAACAUCGAGUUCAGUGGAGGAUUAAAAGGCAAAUUUGAAAUCGAGAGAAUCAAUGCUGAAUUGGAACUU